UCUGAACCAAUGAAGAGGAAGUGGGAAACAAAACUGAAGCAAAUUGAAGAACUGGCCUCCCAUUAUGAGAGGAAACCAUUGUCUUCAGUAUAUAGACCAAGAUUAUCUAAGACAGAAGACCCACCAUCCAUUUGGAAACUGUUUCAUCGGCAAGCUGAAGCUUUUAAUUUUGUUAAAAGCUGUAAAGAGGAAGUUCAUGUAUUUGCUUUGGAAUACAAAGUGAGUGAUGGACAACGUAUUUACCUUGUAACAACUUACACUCAACUUUGGUUUUACUAUAAAUUCCGCAAAAAUCUCUUACACUGCUAUGAAGUAAUUCCUGAAAAUGCUGUAUGCAAGCUUUAUUUUGAUUUAGAAUUUAACAAACUUGCCAAUCCAGGAGCUGAUGGGAAAAAGAUGGUUGCAUUACUCAUUGAGUAUGUUUGUAAGGCACUUCAAGAGUUAUACAAAGUUAAUUGUUCAGCAGCAGAUGUUUGCAACUUGGAUUCGAGCUCUGAUAAAAAAUUUAGCCGUCAUUUAAUAUUUCAACUUCAUAAUGCGGCAUUUAAAGAUAACAUUCAUGUAGGUAAUUUUGUGAGAAAAAUUUUGCAUCCUGCUUUUCAGUUAAUUGACAGUGAAGAUGGUGAUAGAAUCCAAGAGACAACAAACCAUGAAUGUUUACAUUUUUCUGAGGCACCAGUUAAGCAAGGACUUUCCUUAAGCAACAUGUCCCCAUAUAAGAACAGGGGAGAGGGGUUUGCAUCAAGUUCAGAGAAAUUGGAGAUGCUGGGGUCGGCUGAGCAAAGCAGUUCCGAUCUUUCAUUUUUAGUUGUAAAGAAUGACCUAGGAGAAAAGCAUCUUUUUGUUGACCUAGGGGUUUAUACAAGAAAUAGAAACUUUCGGCUUUACAAAUCAUCAAAAAUAGGAAAACGAGUGGCUUUGGAAAUUGCUGAAGAUAACAAAUAUUUUCCUAAACAGCAGAAAAAUAUUUCUGAUGAAAAUCAAUAUUUUCUCUCCUCAUUGGUCAGCAAUGUCAGAUUCUCAGAUACUUUACGAAUUCUUACAUGUGAAGCAUCAUGUCAGAAUAAACAAAAAGGAGUGGAGUAUUUCAGUAGUACCAGAACUUCAGUAGGAACUAUAGAAGGUUUUCAGUGUUCACCUUACCCUGAAGUUGAUCAGUUUGUCCUUUCUUUGGUGACUAAAAAUGGCAUUAAAGGAGGAAUUCGGCGUUGGAACUAUUUUUUCCCAGAGGAGUUACUUGUUUAUGAUAUUUGUAAAUAUCGUUGGUGUGAAAAUAUUGGCAGAGCCCACAAGAGUAAUAAUAUUAUGAUUUUGGUUGAUUUGAAAAAUGAAGUUUGGUAUCAAAAAUGUCACGAUCCUGUAUGUAGAGCAGAAAACUUCAAAUCUGACUGUUUUCCAUUACCUCCUGAAGUUUCUCUCCUGUUUCUUUUCAAAGAGGAAGAAGACUUAACUACAGAAGCAGUUGUGGAAAAUGAAACUAGGAACCUGCAUGAUCUACCAAAAGGUGUAUCUUCUGAUGCAGACUGGGACAAUGGUAUUGAUGAAGCUUAUUUUUUGGAAGCUACUGAAGAUGUUGAAUUAGCUGAGGCUGCAGAUGUCAGUCUUCUCAGUUCUAACAGUGGAGUGGAUGAAAUUCCUGAUGAACUAAUUAUAGAAGCUAUAAAUGAUAAAGAUGAAAUAUUAAAAGAAUAG
This is a messenger RNA of Suncus etruscus (white-toothed pygmy shrew), 1692 nucleotides long. RefSeq names its product primase and DNA directed polymerase (gene PRIMPOL). Gene Ontology annotation, biological process: response to UV; error-prone translesion synthesis; DNA replication, synthesis of primer. Gene Ontology annotation, molecular function: chromatin binding; DNA-directed DNA polymerase activity. The coding region runs from base 10 to 1692 and encodes 560 amino acids. The transcript is spliced from 12 exons. Gene Ontology annotation, cellular component: mitochondrial matrix; nucleus. Lineage: Eukaryota; Metazoa; Chordata; Mammalia; Eulipotyphla; Soricidae. The record is from RefSeq and is a predicted model, not a curated record.